Molecule: messenger RNA, 1980 nt
Organism: Plutella xylostella (diamondback moth)
Lineage: Eukaryota; Metazoa; Arthropoda; Insecta; Lepidoptera; Plutellidae
Product: protein phosphatase methylesterase 1
Biological process (GO): protein demethylation
Molecular function (GO): protein methylesterase activity
Source: RefSeq, a predicted model, not a curated record
ACACUCCAAAUUUUUUCGUAUUCUGUGUAAAAAAUGUCGCUAAAGUUGUUUUCAAAAUAAAUAUUUUCCCAAUGAAAACUGAGCAAAUUUAAAAGAAAAUAGUACCUAUAACCUCUAUCAACGAAAUGUCUGCGUUACAGAAAAGUAUUAUGAAAACCAAAUUGCCUCCCAAGUGCCCAAGAACAUCGGGCAUCUCCAAAUUGGCGCCUUUCGGAACCUCCCGUCGUAAAGACUACAGGCCGGUGUCGUGGCAACACUACUUCGCUAAGUGUGAGGAUGUCCAGACGGACAGUGGAAAGUUCCGGGUGUACAUGUCUCCCGAGCCAGAUCAUCCGGAGCGUCCCAGGAUCGUCACAUUACAUGGAGGAGGGUACUCCGGACUGAGCUGGGCGUUGUUCACUGAAGAAAUUACAAACAUGAUCCACUGCCAAGUGAUAUCAAUGGACCUGAGAGGCCACGGGGAGACCGAAGCCACUGAGCCUGAUGAUUUGAAUGGAGAAACUCUGGUUAAAGACGUAGAGCAAGUACUCCACAAACUGUUCAACUCGGAGAUCCCGCCGAUCAUCCUGGUGGGCCACUCUAUGGGUGGCGCGGUGGCGGUGCGAGCGGCUCACCUUCCUUCGCUCGAGCACUGCAUACAGGGCAUCGCCGUCAUUGAUGUGGUUGAGGGCACGGCGAUGGACGCGCUGGCGAGCAUGCAGAGCUUCCUGCGCGGGCGCCCCACGCACUUCAAGAGCAUCGAGCACGCCAUAGAGUGGUGUGUAAGGAGCGGCCAAGUGAGGAAUGUCGAGUCUGCUAAAGUAUCCAUGCCCGGACAGAUUGUAAACUGCGCGACCAACAAACUAGCCAUCAACGAGGUGCCCCUCUCCCCCCCCUCCCCGCCCGGCUCCCCCCCCGCGGCGGCGCGUGGGGCGCGGGGGGGCGGGGACGCUAUACCCGAGGAUGAGGUCGCUGAAGUGGGGGAGAUGCCUCCGCCGCCGGAUAGCGCUAUGAACUACAAAUGGCGCAUAGACCUGUCCCUAACGGAGCGCCACUGGGCGGGCUGGUUCUCUGGUCUCUCCACACACUUCCUGUCGGCCCGGGCGCCGCGGCUGCUGCUGCUGGCUGGUGUGGACGGGCUGGACCGCGCGCUCACCGUGGGGCAGAUGCAGGGAAGGUUCCAGAUGCAGGUGCUGACGCGCUGCGGUCACGCCGUGCACGAGGACUGCCCCGGAGAGGUGGCCCGAGUGGUGGCUUGCUUCGCUUUACGCCACCGCCUCACCGCCGCCACUGAGAACGGAGAACAGAUGCAUCUAGUGUCCGCGCCGGGCUGCUAGACUGGUGCCUCCUAGACGGGUAGGCAGCACCAGCUGAGGGUGUAGCUAUAGACGGGUAGGCAGAGGACCUGUGCGCUAAUCCUGAAUAUUUUCUGCUUUAGUUGAUAGUGAAUUCUGUAGGGGGUUUACCGCAAUUUGAUCAGCAUCCCUGUCGGUGAAGUUAGAAACUGAUAAAACGAAUAGAAAUUCCUAUUGAAUUACCUAUGGACUAGAGUCGACAAUAUUCGUGAUUCGUCCACAGCUGAAGUAGUAGCGAUAGACGGGUAGGCAAAGGACCAACUGAAGCGAUGUUAAAAUGUAAAAAAAAAACUCUGUUGUGUGAAUUCCAAAACCUCUAUAAGAUCUUUAAUGUUAAUUUAGUGAUACCUACUUUGUUGGUCACAUGACUUUUUACUAUUGAGAUUGAGGAAGCAUUUUUUUCGUUAUAUCCGAAAACCGUAGAAAAAAAGUUUUUGAGAAUGACCCCUGAGUCACCCCUUUUCCCUUUCUUCUUCGACAACCGUCUUCUAAUAUUUGUGUAAUUGUGAUCUUUUAAAUUACACUAAACGUUUUAAAUGUUAUUUGGAUAUUUUUUACACCUUGUUGAUACUAAGCUCAACUAGCAUUUUAACUACUUAUCGCUCAGUAAAAGCGGAUUUACAUAGUAUGAGUGUAAAGGUACUAA